AUGGCAGCAAAACCACACUACACACGUCCGAUGCGGAGUCAUGCUGGUGCUUCUGAAGAGGAUGUGCGAAAUGAACCGGAUUGGGUUAUAAGUCAUAACCACCGGAUCGGGUUUCGCGAUCGCGAUAAUCGGCAUCCAGCUUAUACACAUAUUGGCGAUGACUGGGUUCCGGAUCAGGAGCAGGAAUUUCUAGCUCAAGCAAAGAAACAUGAGGGUGAGCUCAAGAAAAAGCUGGUGGAACACGAUCUGAUCAAUGUGCGCGAUUACAUGGACAAGCAAGAGGACUAUCAUUUGAGGUUACCUCAAAAUCACCCACGGGGCUGGCGCUACGUCCUUCAUACUACAGAAGACUUUAUAAAGUACCAGCAGGAUUGGCCUGCCAACGUGAGGAGACGUCAGCUCGAGGAAGAACAGAAGAAGAAUGAGAAGCAGAAAGAAAACGACACCCAGGAACCACAGAACGAACAUGAAUGGAGACGAGGUCGCGGUGAGAAUGUGACUCACAAAGAAGCACAUGCCACAGGCCAAAAACACCCUGACGAUGCCAGCGAGGGGAGGGAGAAAGACCAGGGACAGGGUCCGCAGGAGAAGUAUUCACCGCAGGAGCUCUCUUUACUGCGCCUGCUAGAAUCGGAGAGCAAUUACAUUAAGACGCUGAAACAGAACGAUGGUAAGGUCGAGUCUCCCGCCGAUUUAGCAAAAGAUAAGGAGUUGUCCAUUAAUGAGGAUGACCAAUUCACCCCCGACAACUGGAUCCCCCGAUCUUCCCACCUUAUCCGCCUAACCGGUAAGCAUCCGCUUAACGGUGAGCCAGAGCUGCAAGCCCUGUACGGAGCGGGUCUCAUCACUCCAAACUCACUACAUUAUGUUCGCAACCAUGGCGCUGUGCCCCAUCUGCUAUGGGAAACCCACCAACUCGAGAUAGAGGCGGGGAAACUUGUCUUAUCGAUGGACGACCUCGCAAACAAUUACGAAAAUAUCAACAUUGCAGUAGCGUUGGCAUGCGACGGCAACCGGAGGAAAGAGCUAAAUAUGAUACGGCGCUCAAAAGGCUUCAAUUGGGGGGCUGGGUCCAUUAGCUGCGCGUUCUGGAAAGGCCCCCUCCUACGGGAUGUGCUUCUGGCCGCUGGCAUUCGGGUCCCUGAUCCACACCACGGAUCCCGCCCACGUUGGGUCCAUUUUGAAGGUGCUGAUGAGCUAAGGGAGGGAAGAUACGCGACAUCCAUUCCAUUGGAAUAUGUUAUGGACUAUGAAAACGACGUGAUUUUGGCAUACGAAAUGAACAACGUGCGACUGCCACCGGACCACGGGUAUCCAGUGCGCCUAAUAGUCCCUGGCUACAUCGGUGGCCGUUGUAUCAAAUGGCUCCAGAGGGUCUGGGUCUCUAACAAGGAGAAUGAUAGCCAUUUUCAUAUCUGGGACAACAGGGUUCUGCCUAGUUUUAUUUUGGAUAAGGACUCGGAGUUCUCACACAUCAUGUUCAAUCACCCAAGCACGGCCUGCAAUGAGCAGAAUCUCAACUCAAUUAUCACCAGACCUGCACAUGGCGAGGCUGUUCCUUUAUCUGAUGUGAAUAAGGAUCGGACUUACCGGAUAGCAGGCAUUGCAUACGAUGGUGGCGGUCAUGAAGUCCAGAGGGUGGAAGUCAGUCUCGACGGUGGGCAAACUUGGUUGUACUGUGUCCGCAAGUUCCCUGAAUACCCUAUCCGCCAUGGAAACAAAUUUUGGACCUGGCUCCAUUGGUAUGUGGAUGUGGGAAUGCCGCAUCUUGUUCGAGCCGAGAGUAUCAUCGUCCGCUGCUUCAAUGUUUUCAAGAACGCGCAGCCAAAGGAGCCCAUAUGGAACAUUAUGGGGCAGGUCUCCACCACUACAGUUUGA
Molecule: messenger RNA, 1878 nt
Organism: Penicillium egyptiacum
Lineage: Eukaryota; Fungi; Ascomycota; Eurotiomycetes; Eurotiales; Aspergillaceae
Source: the annotation of a GenBank genome assembly